This is a messenger RNA of Miscanthus lutarioriparius, 1794 nucleotides long. The record is from the annotation of a GenBank genome assembly. Lineage: Eukaryota; Viridiplantae; Streptophyta; Magnoliopsida; Poales; Poaceae.
AUGGGCUGGAGCGGGACCAGCGUGAGCGGCCGGCGGAGGUGGGCGCGGCGGUCCUGCCGGACGGGAGGAGGCAGAGGAGGAGCCGGUGGGGUUGUCAGGCGGACCGUCGCGGCGCCGGCGACCACUGCUCCGCGGGUUACCGAAGGGUUUGCUCAUGUGGACAAGCAACGGCGUGUUCAUGGAGUAUUAUCAGAUUUCAGAUGCAACAGUGGAUCAACAGAUCAUCUUUCUUCGAAUAUUGGGGAAUUCAAGCAUAAGAGCUCCCACAGAACGUCUACAUGCCCUCCUAGCAUGCAGAGACUUGGAACAGAAAUCAAACAUGAUGCUGCAAGGGGAGUUCAAGUAGAUAAGACCUCCAAUGAUAACGGAUUGUGUCAUGCUAGCAACACUGUUUCAGGAAUGCCCAUUCGACCUAAAUAUUAUCUCAGCAAUCCCAACAACAAUUUGAAGAAUCCUCUGACUGUAAAGAGUUGUAGUGAGAUCAGUGAUUUCAGUUAUCAACUGUUCAGAAGUGCUAAAAGGUCAGCUUCUCCAAAGAUGGGUUUAACCAGCACAAACUGUUCCCUUUCUGAGAAAAUGUCUUUGCUACGUCAACCACGGCAUGGUGAUAAUCAUCAGAACCAAAACUGUAUCAGUGCUUUGAAUCAAAGACACAAAAUCGUGACUCCUAGAGGAGCAACUGACCUGCUAAAUAAAGAUAAUGUUCAUGAACACCUUAAUUCCUCAUUGGAAAGACAUUCACAGGCUUUGUUAAAUAAUGCAUUGAUUCGAGAAAAGCAACUGUGCUGUUCAGAUAUACUCAAUCAAAAAGGACCUGAACAGACAUGGAGCUCCACUUACAGUGAAUCUGAGAAGAUAUUAUGCUUUUCCUCCAGUGACAGCAUUGAUGAUCUGCAAGCAUCGUCUUCAAGUGACACUAGUGAUAGCUCCAACUUAUCAUCUCUGGGUGUAAUAGCUAGUGAUCAAUGGAAUACGACCUUCAAGAAGGGAUACUACCCUCAUGCUGCAUGCCUAGACUCUACAUCUGUCAUCUACGCUAAAGAGAUAGGUCAGGCUAGCCCAAUAUCUGUUCUUCAACCUCUAUCUGAAGAUUGUUCUGAUUCUGAAAACAUCAGGCGAGAGCCUGCAGAUCCAUAUGAUCUCCAACUGAGACUUGAGCUUGGCACAUUUGCACCAACAGAGACUGCUGCGGAGGCAAGUAGCAUUGUUGGAACUAGUGACUGUUUAUCCUCUGAAGUGGAGCUGAGCGACGAGAAACCCAUACAGCUGGUUGAAGAUAUUCUUGAAGGAUUUGAAGAUGAUGAGGAAAGGGACUUCUCUUACUUGCUGGAUAUGCUGAUCGCUUCUGGAAUUCAUGGAACUGCCGAGGAUCAAAUGUACAGGGUGUGUCAGUCUCUCGACUACCCUGCUGGUGAUGAUGUAUUUGAGAAGCUGGAAAAGAAGUACAUAAAAGUUGUUCAGUGGUCAAGAUCAGACAGGAAGCUUUUAUUCGAUAUGAUCAACACAAUACUAUCACAAAUCCUUGCCCCAUGCUUGAACAUGCAACCUUGGGUCAAUACUACUAGGAACUUGGCACCACUUUGGGGCUCAGAGGGUCUCUUGGAGAAAGUCUUGCAGGUGCUAGUUCAGAGACGGGAACAACUUGCACCCAGUGAGACUAAGCCAGAGAAGAAAGGAUUUGACACGAAGUGGCAAGAUUUAGUAGACUGCAUCGACAGGGCAGGAAGGGACAUUGAGAGAAUGAUAAAAGAUGAUCUGUUGGAAGAGCUGGUCCUGGAGUUUCUGUGCAGUUAG